UUUGACGCUUCGUAAGUAGUAGUAGUGGCCAUUCGGCAGCUGAAGUCAAGUGCAACCCUCUCCAGAGUGCAAGUCAGUAUUAGACAGCGGUACUUGUUAUUAUUAUAACGAGGCAAGAGUGGCCACCCUCCCCCAGGCUUGGAAUUUGAUUUUGAUUUUCCAAAAUUUUCACAUUUCCGUCGACACAUACUGGAGCAGUCAAGCCAGAAACAGCGGAGUCCAGCAUGACCACUCCACAGGCGCCACGACCCAAUCCAAAUGAUAAUGACUCUCAUUUGGUAUACAUACCUGCAAUCAUUUUUCUGGUUAUAAGCCCUGUUGUCGUUGCAUUGCGAGUAUGGGCUCGGCUGAGGCAGGGCGGGAAGAUGGGGGCUGAUGAUUGGACUGCUAUGGCGGCCUUGAUAUUUGCGAUUCUUACCAGUGUAUUUUUGAUGACAUGCUGCCAUUACGGCAUGGGUCGGCAUUUUCUCUAUAUAGAACAUCAGAACCAGAUCGAAACACUAAAAUACCUGUAUAUGUCCCAAGUCACCUACAAAGCGGCAAUCAAUCUCACCAAAUGCUCCAUUCUACUGCUCUAUUUGCGUCUAUUUGAAAUCGUUCGUUGGAUUAGAUGGACUUGCAGGGGCCUCCUUGCUUGUGUCAUUAUUUACUGCAUAUCUUCUAUGGUCGCGACGAUCUUCCAGUGCAACCCGGUUGUCAAAGCCUUCGACAAGGCCCAGAAAGGAACUUGUAUUAACCUUGCUACGUUUUGGUUCGCCAACGCUGGAUUUUCGAUCGCUACCGAUGUUAUUAUUCUUCUGCUUCCCAUGCCCCUGGUCUAUCAGCUAGAGGUUCCUCGGCCGCAGAAAAUCGCUCUAAUGGCCGUAUUCGCCAUUGGUGUUUUCGUCGUCAUUACCUCAUGCCUCCGAGUCACAACCCUCGAUGUAUUUGCUACCUCUAGCGACAACACAUACGACAUCGCGAAUGUGAUGUGGACGAUCAUUGAACCAAACGUGGCUAUUCUUUGCGCAUGCUUACCAACUCUGCGGCAACUAGUUGUCAAAUUAUUCCCAGCACUCGGCAGCAAAAACUCAGCCAAUAGAUACGGCACCCCUGGCUACGAUUCGAAUGGCUACGGUUCGAAGUCAAGAGGUUCGAGAGGUACGGGAGGAAGAAGUCAAAUACCACUCGCAGAUGAAUGGGUGGAACCUGGUGCGAAGUCUAACGGCAUCCACAUGGCGACUAUCCGGCGAAACAACUCCAGUGCUGGAAGUGAAGACAGUAUUUUGGCCGGCGGGCAGAACGAUGCGAAUAACGGAAUUAAGAGGACGGUGGAGUAUAGUAUUCAAUAUUCGGAGAAGAAGUAAAGAAAUAUCGUGGAGUUCCCUGAAGGCUUUGAAGUCAUGUUCAAAGAUUUAAUGUUAGUUGCGAUAGAACUUUGUGCUUUAAGCGAGUUAAAGGAAGGAGAGAAAAGCAUGAAAUAUUGUACAUAUAUAUCACAAAAAAAAGAUGUGACUGCCCAACGCCAAUUCCCUAUGUUAUCUUUAUAUAGCGAUAGUUUAC
This is a messenger RNA of Trichoderma asperellum CBS 433.97, 1542 nucleotides long. RefSeq lists its product as uncharacterized. NCBI's taxonomy places the organism in Eukaryota, Fungi, Ascomycota, Sordariomycetes, Hypocreales, Hypocreaceae. The record is from RefSeq and is a predicted model, not a curated record.